Molecule: messenger RNA, 3552 nt
Organism: Closterium sp. Yama58-4
Lineage: Eukaryota; Viridiplantae; Streptophyta; Zygnematophyceae; Desmidiales; Closteriaceae
Source: the annotation of a GenBank genome assembly
AUGUUUGGUGGGGGGAAGAAGACAGGUUCCCCAGCGGAAGGGGCUGCGGAUGGGGGUACUAGUGGAGGUGCUGGGGCUGGCUCAGCAGGUGAUUGGGACGAGGAGGAGGAGGGUGGUGUGGGCGUGGGAGGGAGCACAGGAGGGAAUGCAGGAGUGGGUACGGAACGGGGUUUAGGAGGGGGGUUGGGGGGGGUUGUAGGAGGGGGAAUGGGAAGGAGCAGCAGGGCGGCUGGGUUUGAGGAAGGGGAGGAGGACAUGGAAAGCUGGCAGGGAACAGGGGCGGCAGCAGGUGCAACAGCAGGUGGUAAUGUGGCAGCACGUGGCAGUACCACCAGCGGCUCUAGUGGCAUGGAUGGGGGUGCGGACAGCGAUAUAGAGGAUGGUAGCAGCAGCAGCAGUUUGGGAGGGAGCGGUGGCAGUGGGAGCAGCGGGUCAGGACUGUGGUCUUGGUUUUCCAAGAAGAAGAGUGGUGGUGAUAGCAGCACAGAAAAUGAUGCUAGUGCUGACACGCCAUCAGUAGCAGGGGGAGCAAGAGCAGGGGUAGGAUCAGGAGCAGCAGCAGCAGUGCCGGGUGGGGGUGAUGCAGAUGAUUAUGAUGGGGAUGGGCAGGUGGGUGGAGGGGCAACAGCGGGGGCAGGAAGGAUGGGCGGCAUAAGGGGUAAAGGUACAGGAUUGGGUGGUUCAGGCAUGGGAAGUGCGGGAAUGGGAGGUUCGGGCAUGGGGAGUGUGGGUAUGAGAGGUUCGGGCAUGGGAGGUGCGGGCAUGGGAGGUUCGGGCAUGGGCGGCGCAGGCAUGGAUGAUGGUCCGUUGCAACGGACUGGCUCGUUUGGGGAGAGUGGGGAUGCAGAUGAAAUGGGGGGCGGCAGGGUGGGACGUGGGGUGGGCAGGAGCAGGGCGGGGAGAGUGAGGGGGCGACCAGACAUCCUCGCGUGUUCCUUCCUCAUGGCCACCACCAUGCUCGUUGCCUACAUCUCCAAGAAGCUCCAUUGGGUUUACUUUCCUGAGUCGUCGGCGGCGCUGGUGCUGGGAAUGGUGUUCGGCGUGCUGUCGCUGGUCUUGGAGGACGAUCUGGCGUUCACCUUCAGCCCGGAGAUCUUCUUCUACGGCCUCCUCCCAAUCAUCAUCUUCAACGCCGGUUACGCCUUGAAGAAGAAAGAUUUUUUCCGCAAUUUCUGGACCAUCACCCUCUUUGCUGUUGUGGGAACAAUUAUAUCCACGCUGGUGUAUGGUCUUGCCACGUACUCCCUCGUCCGAGCUGGCAUUGUGACCCACAUAACGUCAGAUUCGCCUCUCCUCGAGUCGCUCAUUUUCGGAUCGCUCAUUUCCGCCAUUGACCCUGUUGCUACCCUCUCAAUUCUGCAAGACGUACAGGCGCCAACGCUGCUCUACAAUCUGGUGUUUGGAGAGAGCCUCGUGAACGAUGCCGUCUCCAUCGUGCUCUUCCGCACCUUUGCAUCCUUCACCAACCAGGAGUUCUCCAUGGCCAGCAUCGCCACUGCGAUAGGAAUCCUCGUGUCCCUCCUCUGUGCCCUCGCCCUGCGCUUCAUCGACAUCAACAGCGAGUUCUCCAAGUUCGAGCUCUCCCUCGUUCUCGUCUCGGGCUACCUCUCCUACUCGGUCGCUGAGAUGCUCUCUCUCUCCGGCAUCAUGGCGCUCUUCUUCUGUGGCAUAUGCAAUGCACACUACGGGUACUACAACAUUUCACACGCAUCCAAGAUUAGCAGCAAGUACGCGUUUGAAGCACUCUCCUUCAUGGCAGAGAUGUUCGUCUUCGCCUACCUUGGCAUGCAGGUGGUGGUGAUGCAGCAUGUCAUCGACUGGGGCCUGCUGCUCUCCGCCAUUCCCCUCUGCCUCAUAUCCCGAGCUUUCAACGUCUUCCCUCUCUCCUUCCUCUCCAAUUGCACGCAGGCCAACAAGAUCCCUACGAAAAUGGUGUUAAUAAUGUGGCUCAGCGGGUUAAGGGGCGCCAUUGCCUUUGCCCUCGCCCUCAACAUGCCGCAGCGCAACCCUGCCAUCAUCUCCACCACUGUGCCCCCUGUCGGGUUAAGGGGCGCCAUUGCCUUUGCCCUCGCCCUCAACAUGCCGCAGCGCAACCCUGCCAUCAUCUCCACCACCCUCUUUGUCGUUGUGCUCACCACCGUCGUCAUGGGCGGCUCUACUUGUCCUCUUCUGCGCGCGCUGGGCCUCUCUGCCGCCCAUCCGCCCACUCUCAAACAUGCACGUGGCUCUCUGGCUGGGUCCUCUCAUGACGUCCCCCUUAUAGGCGGUCGCAGCCUCAACGACCUUCUAUACAUGCAGCGAUCGCACUCCCUCUCUCUUGGCCCCCCCUCCGGCCUCCACAAGUGGUUCAAAUGGCUCGACCAGCAUUACUUAAAGCCUCUGUUCGGCGGCAGAGCGUUUAGAGACCAGCACAUAUCCGAGCAGCUAAGUGUUGAUGAGGAGGAGGCAAUGGAGGGAAUCCCCUGCUUUUUCUACCGAGGAGUUGGAUUUUCACUAAGUGUGCCGAGAAACUGGAUAGAGGAGCUUCCAUCCGCGUUUGAAGACCAUGUGCUGGUGAAGUUUAGUGACUCGGAUGUGACUAUAGACGGCGAUCCUGUAGCAGAGCUCGACGUGAUCUGUUUCUCGGUCCGCCCGUCCGGAAUUUUGUCGCUGACCGAAUUCGGCGACCCGAUGAAUUUUCUGCUGACCGAGUGGGAUAAUAUCUGCCCGGAGCUUGCCGCUGGCGUGAGUGUGAGCAGCAAGGUUGGUAGCAGCAGUGGUGCGGGCAGCAGCAGAAGCAGCAGCAAGGCUGGUGGUGCAGGCACUAGUAAGCCUCUGGUUUUGGCUGAAGGGGUUAAGAGGUCUGUCUCGUUCUCGUUGCCUGAAGCAGCAUCAGUUGCUGCGCCGUUCCAGCCGCCCCCUGCUGCCCCCUCUUCUGCUACCACUAGUGCCACUGCAGCUGCGGCUAUGGGUGCUGCUACUGCUGCUACCACUGCUGGUGCUGCUGGUGCUGCUGCUGCUGCUGCUGCUGCUGCUGUUGAUUCAGUUACAGACACUGUCGAGAGUGGCAGCCACAUCAGAGGCGAAGCAACGUUCUCUUCUAUCUUUGGAAGCCCCACAUCACCACCCACCGACCCAUCAUCCUCUCACCCAUCCCACCAAUCCCCCUCCCAACGGCAAGGCUCAGGAAGAGAUCGGCUCUCUCAAUCUUCCAGUCAGAGAAGCGUCCCUUCUGGGGCGAGUGGUCGAGAGCAGACCUCCCAGGCUGCCCUCCCGUCCAUGCCCAGCCUUGCUCGGGCACGCUCACAAACUUCUCAUGCUGCCCGAGCAGCCCCAGCAUUUGUCAUCUGGGCAGAAGAAUUAAUUUCUGCUGGGGGGAAGUUUUUCCGGUAUGAGCUGGUGGUUCAUCCGGAGGACUUGGGGGAUCACAAGGCGGAUAUUCAGCACCUGCUGCUGUGUGCAGGGGUAUCAAACGGUGCUGUGCAUGUUUGCAGGGUGAGGGGCACGGAGGCCUUUUUCUUUGAUGGCAGGCCGCUGCUGAAACACAUCCUGGACUCGUUUGCCUUGUCCUGA